Messenger RNA from Cynoglossus semilaevis (tongue sole), 5930 nucleotides. RefSeq names its product protein FAM214B-like. The transcript has 11 exons. NCBI's taxonomy places the organism in Eukaryota, Metazoa, Chordata, Actinopteri, Pleuronectiformes, Cynoglossidae. The record is from RefSeq and is a predicted model, not a curated record. Bases 1141 to 3078 code for a protein of 645 amino acids.
CCAUCUCUAAGUGACAGCGCUAGAAGCCGUCAUGCGUUUGAGAAUGGGAGGAGACAAAAAGCACGUGUACUGGGCGGGUCGUCAGCUAAUCCGUUCUCCAAUCACAGAGCGGUGUUUUUGGAAUUAUUUUGCAUGUUUAAAUGUAGCGUAAUUCUCCAGUCCUGAUUGGCUGUGUCUAAAAUAAAUGACCAAUCAACUAAAUGACAGACGCUCAGCUGGCCGUGAAGUUCCGCCUCUUUCUUAUUAACGUGCCAGGCCCCGGAAACGUCGAGUCUUAAAGGGACAGAGGACACAUAUCAGGCUGAGGCUAACAACAAAAACAGCUGCGAGCAUAAAAAAGAAAAAAAAAAAAGAAAGGAAAAGAAAAGAAGAAGAAGAAUUCAGGCUCUGAGAGGAAGAGACGGGGGACGAACAGACCAGACGAAAUCUCCCCGAUGUUUUUACACUAUUUUACACCGACAGCCACCGAGAACAACGUCAUUUCUGCUCCUCAAAGUCGGCUACGACGACGUUAGCCACCUACAAUCUGACAACGCAGCAGCAGUGAGAGAUAACAAAAAAGGCCAAACAGAAGUACGACGUCAGCUCACACUCAAUGUCUCCACUCUUCACUUCAAUCUGUUUUAUUUGAGGAAUUCUGUGUGGAGUCAUCGUGAAACAAUGCCAUAGACGUUCCACACCACAGUGAGGAGGCUAAUGAGGGGCGUGUCCUGCUCUCACACAAUCACAGAGGGAGCAUCACUGCUGUUACACUUAGCCAUGGUCCUAAUCUUCUAGGAACACCUCUUCCACUCCUCCUUCCUCUGGAGUCCCAAUGGUUUCCUGAAUACCUGUCCUGGGAUGGUGGCGUUCUGUGGCUGCUGCCAUGGAGGCGGACAGUUUCCUUAGCAGUUUUUUUAAGACACAACUUCCAGAUGUUGUGCCAGAUGCAGCUGGUCCACAAAAGCAGAGUUAGACAAGACCGGGCACAGAGGUGCUGUGCAGCUCAGCUUCUCCCACUGUGUUUGAUGACACCACAGCAGAAAGAAUAGGAUUUCCCGCAUCAGUGGAACCUCAUUCUGCUGUCUGGAACUCGUGAGGAUCUGACCUGACUUGUUACUCAAAGUUAGGCAAGGUUGAAUUAUCUCCAGUACAGCAAAUAUGCGACACAUUCACGUGGAGUUGGCCCACAAAAAGUCUCCUUUAGAGCUUCCUGCCCACGAAGGGGACCUGCCUCCUCCUACGGCCCCACAAGAGGGCAUAGACCAUGGGGUCAGACCAGGGGCACCAAGGCACUUUGGCCAGGAGGAGCUGCACUACCAGAAGGUCUACCAGCUCUCCAUUUACUCCCAGCUGGGGGAAUUUUCUAACUCCACCGAAUCCAACACUGACAACCAGCAGGGACCUGUCCGGGUUGGUGUGAAAAGGGCACUGGAAGAGCCCCAAUUGACUCACAAACGCCCCAACCUGGGAGAGUCAUCUGAGAGGGAGGCUCUAGAGGGAGGGAUUCUAUGUGGGCCAGCCCCAGCUCAAGGUGUUGCGAUGGGUUCUGCAGGACCCCGUACUGUGUACUCUUGUGCACAGAUGGAGCACAGAGACUCUGAGGCAGGGCUGUCACCCAGGUCUCCACCCCUAUCGCCAAGUCACACCCCAUCCCGACGUCCUACCCAGCACAAUCACGAUAAACUAAUUCCUGAUGUGUUUGCUCCGCUUUCACCCAAAUCGUCUCCAAUGUGUGACCCGCACGGCCACCUGUGUGACCAGGGCCAUACAAUCGGGGGCUCGGUUAGGAUAGAAUCAAGUAACGGGGGCCGCACUCCCACCUACUCUAUCAGCAGUUCUGGACACGAGAGCUGCACUAAUGGGUCAUCAGGAGGGCCGCCCAGUCCCCACCUGUAUGAAAUGUCCACAUAUGAGACUCCCAACCCCGCCAGUCCCACUAGCCCCCCAGGCCCCUUCUCACCCCCACACCACACCGAGCUGCAGGAACCAGGGGAGGCCACUGAAUGGGAAGUGGGACUUGAAUCCUCGCCACCUGAACGCAGUGCCACCCAGGCUGCCUCGUUGUCCUCAAAGGGCCUGGCUUCCUGGGAGAAAACUCCCAGCAGUAACGGCCACCGUCUGUCGGCAGGAGGACACUGGCCGGCCAAAAAAAGGCUGCUGUCUCCCAGUGACACAGAAGAGUCGGAGGACGAGGGUCCAUCUACGUCCAAGAAAAGCCGUCUGUCCCUGCUCACCCCGGGACUCGGCUCAGCCUCAUGUUGUAGCACUGAUGCCAAAGCUGCACCUUACUGGAACCACCUGCUGUCCUCCACGUGGGACCGGACCGAGAAUGGCAGGGACUGCACAAGAUCAGGAAGACGACUUAAAAGCGGACUUUGUUUGAAAAGUCGGCAGCUGCGCAGUGGAAGACACACAGACACCGGUCGCUCCACACGUUCCAGCUGGCCCUUGUCUUCAAUCAGCAGAUCUCUCCUCGGCAACUUUGAGGUGGAGAUGGACAGAGAUUCAUCACUGGAGUCCAUUCUCAAGGGACGGUUCUCGCCCUCCGGCAGGAUCGAAGGCUUCACGGCAGAGAUCGGCGCCAGCGGCUCGUACUGCCCUCAACACGUCACUCUGCCAGUGCAGGUUACUUACUACGACAUCUCGGAGCACAGCGUUCCCUCUCCCUUUCUGGGAGUGGUUUCUCUUGAGCAUCUUGGAAAGAAAGGAUACAGCAUACCUAAAGUAGGGACCAUUCAAGUGACCUUAUUUAAUCCCAACAAAACUGUGGUGAAGAUGUUCCUGGUGACCUACAACUUUAGCGACAUGCCCGUCAAUCACAUGACCUUUCUGCGUCACCGCAUCUUCCUUUUGCCUGUGGAGGAGGGGGCUAAGGGGAAAGGAAAGGCACCUCCAGGGGGUGGAGACAGGAAGAAGAUUCUCUGCUACCUGAUACAUCUCAGAUUCCAUAGCUCCAAAUCUGGGAAGAUUUACUUGCACAACAACAUCCGGCUGCUAUUCUCUCGCAAAUCCAUCGAAGUGGACACGGGGAUCCCUUAUGAGCUAAAAUCUUUCACCGAGGUGCCAAAAAACCCCAAAUACUCUCCACGGGUGUGACCCCAGCUUGACCUUUGGACUCCCACUGCCCCUCCUGUGCUUCCCAAAGAGGGAGGAGGGAAUCAGGAAAGACUCCAAGCACUGGACACAGGACUGGAUAAGACUGGAUCAGACACAUCACGCACUCACGAGACACACGUGCACAUAUCACACACUCAGUGUUUGGUGUUGGAAAAGUCCAUGUCUUCGCUUCUACUCACCACUUUAGGAUUAAGAUGCAUCAUUUAAGAGGCAUUCCAUGCAUUCUUCAUUCAUUGAAAAUUAAAAAAAAAAAAACCCAAGACAAAUAUUUUUCAGUAUGCAUGCGAUCAACAGCGGGACUUUUUCAACAUUGUUCUUUGAAUGGAAUGAAGGAAUGAACGCGCACACACACACACACACACACACCAAAUCAACUACAGCGUUCACAUUCACAGCAGAAGAACUUGUGGCGGCGACUCUCAGAGUUCAGUGUUAACAUGCAUGCCUUGUGGUUAUAACACCAUAGUUUUUCUGUAGUGCCCUAUCACACUGUCCUUCACUCUGUCUGCAGCAACAACAGCAGGAGAUAUUGGAACAACACACACAUAGGCCCCAAACCACAGGUUGAACAAACUCCCCUCACGCCACCAUCUUCCAUUUUUCACGCACUUUCGACCAGCAGAGAUGAGUGGAGGGAAGGAAUUGAUUGGUUGCUCGCUAUUUAUUGAAAAAAAAAAUAGCGACAGAGGGUCGUGGUCUCUGUGUUGAAGACUUCUGUUUUAAGAUAGUGAAAAAUAACAUCCUUUACAUCCAGGUUUUGAUUUUAAACAUCGAUGGUGACAUACAAACAACACAAAAAUGCAGUACCGUCAUAGACCACUAGAGGUCAUGGAUUCUAUUGUGAAGACCUUUUAUACGAAUGAAAAAAACCCACUUAUAUCCAAGUUUUUAUUUCAAACGGGUAACUUCAAAAUAAUCACAGCUCCCCGCAGUACCCCCACAGACCGUUAGAGGUCAUAGACUCUAUUGUCCAUCCAUCCAUCCAUUUUCAUCCGCUUAUCCGUUACCGGGUCGCGGGGGCAGCAGUCGCCACCCAAAUCACAUUGCACCGUACCAACCCCCCCAAACCUUCCUGCAGGUGGUGAGUCCACUGGAAGGUACCAACCGCCCUAACCGGGAUUCGAACUUGCCCUGGGGUUCCACACCAAUGACAGAGACAUUGCCUCUGGGCCAAAGCACCACUGGACUCUAUUGUGAAGACCUUUUAUACGAAUGAAAAAACCCCACUUAUAUCCAGGUUUGUAUUUCAAACAAACUGUAGGUAACUUAAAAAUAAUCACUGCUCCCCGCAGUACCUCCACAAACCGCUAGAGGUCAUGGAUCCUCUGUUGAAUAGGCUUACAGAGAAACCCAAUCAUUCACACAUUCUCCUCGAACCAUUUCACACCGUAACACAGACCACUGUGAAUCAAAUGUAGCCAGACUGAGGGACACUGUGCUUUUUUUUUGUUUUUAACAACUUUAUUUUUAUUCUGAUGUCAGAGCAAAAAAAAAAAAGAAAAUAGAAAAUGACGAGCUGUAGUAUUUUUUAAUUUAUGUUUAUUUUGCAGAUGUCUUAAUAAGCAAUAUACUGCACAAAGUAGAGUGUGUUUUGUCAGUCAGACGAGCUUUCUCUCCAAGUUGGGGGGGAGCGCAGAGAAGGCAGAGUUAUGAGAAUGAAGGAGGAAAUGGGAGGGGGGGUGACGAGGGUGGAGGUGGGGUUGGGGGGUAAUUUAAUACAGGGUUGGAAAGCUAUGUAUUUUAAAAAUAAACUGUUGCAACUAGUGGGCAGACCAUGUGUUUGUUGUUGUUUUUGUCACCAUAGUUGCUGACGCUGCACUUUCCUUCGUAUGGUCACUGGUACUGAUCGAUGGUCAUCAAUACAUAGUAUACUGUUCUCAAAUACUGCAAGUAUUCAUGUUUUCGGUGGGGAGUGAACACUGGCGCGACUUGCUGCCGCUGCUCGCCCGUAACUUUUAGCUUUUAAGCUAUCACUUUAAGUUUUUAGUUUAGGUUUUUUUAGCAGCUUAUUGAGCCACAACUGUCACCGGUCCUGUGUCCAUUUCGACCGAGUCCCCGCAAAGUUUGUCACCACAGUGUUAACUGGCAGGAUGUACUUCGAGUCUGUUCUUCUCUGGACUUUGCUGUCAUUUCCUUCACCAACCUGCGAUGGGCCUGCUCCAAUAGUCCGCUGCUGAGCUACUCCAGCUUCGUUCCAACCUGUCUGCACCCCUAUCGGCUGCAUCACCUCUCCUCCUGGACAUUACUUUCCUGCCCCGCCGGAGAUAUAUCCACGAAAACACCUCGAAAACAAUAAAGUCCAUCUGGUCCACCUCUCGUCGCCCCCCUCGAAACACUGGCCGGGUCGUUGACCACAGUGUGCUAGCCUACCUAGCCCGGUCGGCUAACACUCCUCCCAGAUGUGACAACUCCGUCAACUUUCGUCUGCUCAACAUCCGCUCACUCACGAGCAAAGGACAUCUCAUCCAGGAUCUCCUCACUGACCGUAAGUUUGACUUUCUCUGUUUAACCGAGACAUGGCAACAGCCCAAAGACUUCUCAACUAAACGAAUCCACUCCUACGGGGUUUGUUUACAUCUGUCAACCCCGCGAAUCCGAGGUCUCGCGAUAAUUCACCGCGAGAAAUGGAAAGUCUCGCCGGUGUCUGUUCCAACCUUCUGCUCCUUUGAAUCCAUCGUGUCAACUGUCUGGUCGUACUCCUACCAUCAUUACAACUGUCUACCGUCCCCCUAAACCCAAUAACCAGUUUUUAAACGACUUUACUGCUCUGCUUACUUAUUUGUCUACCCUCUCACCAAACAAUAUAGUACUGGGAGAUUUCAACAUCCACA